UGGAAUGAUAAAGCAUCAUGCAUCUAAUCUCCUUUGAGAAUUCCGCUGAACUGUUUUCUGAUGGACGUUUGAAUUAUUUGACGGCACGGACACGUGGAUAUGUAUGACUGUUGCUUCCGAACAUCAUUCGACGUUAUCAUUACAUUGUAUCGGUGUUGACACGAUAAUGCUGUAGUUUGCGUUUAUCAUGACUAAAGUGCAACUAACCUCGUCCCCAGGCUAUUGCGCAUAUGAAGCGGAAGUGUCUGGGGACGAGAUUAUAGCGAAACCUGGGGUUAUUUCCAAGGUUCUUUACAUUAGGCAUAUUACAAUAAUUGAAUUGUAACCACAUUUCAACGUCAAGACUCAAGAUAAUGUUUUAUUGAACAACAAUAAUAGUUUAGAAGGCUUUAGUGAGAAAAUGCGGUAUAAUUCUCUUUCUGCCAUUUUUGUUGUUGUUGCAUUUUCCACUUAUUGUUCACAUUCUAAAGAAAACUGUUGUUACAUAGAGAAACAAACGUGGCGAUGGUGAUACCAAGAGGAUAACUUCAACUUCAGGACAGCUACUGCCUUCAUCUGACACUUGCCUUCGUUGGACCGUGGACCCUAGUAAACCUGACCGAAUAACUUCAUAAUUCUGUUCUUCCAGCUGAUGGAAGAGAAGACACCCAUCAAGCUUGCCAUGGUGUCCAGACUGCCUAAGUUCGGUGUCCGCCCCACCACGGGGGUCACCAGCCCCCUGCCCAAUGGAACCACCCCUUCACCCCAAGACAGCAAGACCACCCCCCAAGCAAGACCCAAUGGGGUGGUCCGUGCCUCCUCCUUCUCUCUAAAAUGGAGGAAAGACGGUGGCAGUACUCCAACCACCCCCACUAGCCUUGAAGAUGAUGCAUGCCCAAAGGAGGGAGGGGACAAGCCCAAGACUCAGCACUCCACAUGGGGGAGGGAGAUCAAGAAACCGUCCCCAUCUACCCCUAAGAGGGUCAGGAGUUCUGGUUCGUCUGAGUCAUCUACUUCAAGCCCCAGGGCCAUCCCCCGCCAAGUCGCAAAGACCAGCCCCAAGGCAGGGCCCAGACAGGGGCAAAGCGCCUCCUUCAGUGGAGGCCCCAAACUAGGCCAAAAUGGAGCUACUGAUGGCUCAGGACAGUCAGGGCUGGUGAGGCCACGGGCCAGCUCCAGCUCCCCUCACAGCAGCUCUAGAGAUAGCCUGUCCCAGUCCAGCGACAGCCUCAAGUCCCUCACACUGGACAACAUGGUGCGCUCGCAGAGUUUCACCCACUUCAAGCAGAUCCCGUCCCCGACCAACUUGCCCAUGGCACGCUCCUUCUCCUUUAACCGGGCAGUGGAGCUGGCCAAGCCUCUGGCCAACACACAGCUACAACCACCCAGGACCAACCACAUCAGACCCCACCAGCUGUCGAAUGGGAGGCAGGGCCUGGGGAUGGGCCUCGGCCUGGGGACAGGGCUGGGGGGGCUUCAGUAUCCUAGGAGCCUCUCUUCAGCCGGCUCCCCCUCCACAACCCCUAGUGCCCUGAAAAAACCUCUUCUCCCCAACUGUGUUCUGAACAAGCCUUCUGCUCUGGGCUAUAGACUGACACGGCCUGACCAGGUCAAGCAGCAGAAACCCCUGUUUACAGGGAGGGUGAAGGGGGAGGUCAGGGCUGGAGGAGUGGGGGACGGGGAUAGGGCAGAGUCACCCCCCCUCACCCUCACUCCAGACCCCCUUAGUGACAGCGACAGGACCUCAGGGGGGCAGCUCAGGGGGACAGGGGAGGGGCUAGAGGACAUGUCUCUCUCCUCAGCCUCAUCGCUCUCUCGAGGAGACACCAGUGAGGAGUUCUUGGAUGACUUUAAUAACCUGGCUGAUGGGGAUGUCCCAGACAACAGGGCGAGAGGUAGUACUGCCACUCAGACCCGCCUGCGUAGCUUCCUGAAUGAGACCAUGGACUGGAAUGAGAUGAGCCUCUCAGGGCGGAAGGAGGAAGUUGGGGUGAGGACAGCCCUUGACAUCCUGCCCCCAGAGAGGGCAGACUUCCUUCAGGGCUCGUCUCUGGAGCUGUCCCCUUCCAACAGCUCGGGGGGCACCUACAUGUGGGACGAGGAGGAUCUGGAGCCCCUGGGACCCAGAACACACCCAUGUGAGAGCUAUGACGACUCAGACCGCCUCAACAGCAUGGACAUUCUGAACAACCUGGACCCCCUGGAGCCAGCUGACCUGGAGGAUGACGACCUCAUGCUGGACGUGGACCUCCCUGAGGACGGCUCUCAACGAACACAGACAGCAGUGGCUCCAGACGCUGAUGAGAUGGCCCAUUCUGACCGCUCAGAGAGGGGGGGACGAAAGGGUCACUGGAGGAGGAGGCAGCCUCGCUGGAAUGGACUAGACCACUUCCAUAAUGACAACAGGGGUCCAGUGUUCCAGCAGUAUGAGGGUUACACUUGUCAUGGAGGGUUCAUGGUUGGCCCCCGUCCUCUUCCUCCUGUAGGGAGACACGAUGGCUACUCGGGGGCGCUGGACGAGCUCACACUCAAACACAUGGCCCAGGACUGCAGCUCUGUGAAAAACAAGCUGCUCAAACUCAAGAGUUUAUUACAGAUGGAGGAUGGAGGCCCAGAGCUUGUGAAAGAGGGCGAGGAGGUUGAGGAGGAUAACAGCACAACUAUACAGUUGGAGGAGCUAAUGAAGGAGGUGCGGGAGCUCAGGGAGGAGCUGAGGGAUAAGGACAGGACAAUCACGAAGCUCACACGACAGCAACAGGCGUCUGCUCACGCUGACCAGCCUGGGAGCUGUCACUGUCACCAGAGGGCACCGUCGCUGGAAGAGGACAGACAGACGCACCAAGACAAGGCCACACAGACCCCCUGGAGAGGACAAGGAAACAGCCAUGCCGAGGGAGAGAGGGAGAGAGGUAGAGAGAGAAAGAGAGAGACCCCAGAGAUUCCACACUCACCGCCCUGCCCCCAGCUACCACCAGAACGCUGCUGCUUUGUAAAACAACUUCAUAUUAUCAGACAGCUUCAAAUACUACAGCCUUCCAGCCCCAGCCACCACGAGCACCUCACCCAGGAAAGACUAGUAAAAACAGCCCUCACAGAGGGCCACAGUGACCCCCAGAGAAGGAGGAGCAGGGGAGAUGGGUCCCCUUGCACAGACUCUGACCGCCCUGCUAGAAGCCCGGCCAUGGGUGUCGACACUCCCCCAGUGCCCAACCCAGACGAGUUGAGUGUGCUACUCAGCACCCAGCUCAACAUCAAUGACAGAGAAGGGCCUGGGACCACCCCCAGCCCUACCCAGGGGCUCCCUGCAGCCAGCAGCCCAGCAACAGGAGCACUGUCCAGGCCAGACGGGGGGCAGCGAGCCUCUCCAGAGGGCCCUGGCUGCCCUCGCGUCCUGCAGCGGCCUCGCCUCCACAAGCGUGUGUCUGUCCCAGCUCUGCCUCAGAGGUACACUAAUGGCUCUCUUCUCCGAUCAAGCUCUGUAGGACUGCUGGCCAACCACAGGACCAAGCAGCUGCCGCCUCCCUCCAGGGGUCUACCCUGCUUCAAUUCUGGUCCCCAGGCAGUGGGCCCCUAUCUGGGCCGCGGUGUGCUUGCUCAGCCCCGCACGCUGGGGGUCAGGAGGGACCUCGAGAGCACCAGCCCUCCUAGUCUGGAAAUGCUAGACCUGGGACUUCUCAGAGCUAGAGUCCUGGUUCCCCCCAUCCUGUCACGCCUCCCCAAGCCAAAGAUCCAUUGAAGAGUUCACAUCAUCAAAUAUAUUGUAUACUAUACUGUAUAACAUCUCGCCUCUUCCACAGCCUCAUGGUUAUGACUGAGAUACGUGGAGGGACUGUUUCUAACUGACAAAUCUCCUUCAUAAAUUGUCCAGUUACUUACUUAGCAGCCUUUCAUUGCACAUAGUCAUUAUUUUUAUAUAUAUGACAAACAUUCAUAUUUUUUAUUUGGUAAUCUCACUUGUGUGUUUUCUUUAAGAACGCCAAGAAUGUACAGAAUGCUCCGGUCAACUCUACUCACACUCACAUGGGUCCUUCCUCUGGAACAGCAGAACAUGGUUUGACCAUGGUCUUCCAUGACAUCAGCAAUGUUACAUUACCCCCAGAGGGUAAACAUAGAAUGACAGAAAAAAAGCGGGGGGGGGGGAUAAGGAGUGGAGCUUUCUGCUCAAACAGGGAAGUGGAUUGAAUGAAGAAUCAUUCAAAGAAAGAGGCUCAAACAUACACAGAAUUCUCCUGAAUAAACCACAGUUCAUCUUGUCGUCCUAUUCCACCUCUAUGAGUAUGUAAGGUGAUGUGUGUCUGUGUGGGUGCUCUCCAUUUCCUUUGAGAUCAACAUCAGUGUUUAUUGUAUUUUGAGUUUAGAGCUAAGGUCAGUUUGAGGAUUUGAGGGUUAUGUUUAUCUCCUCUUCAGAAUAGUGGUUAACGUUUGGAUGCAUCCAGACAUGGAGAGUGUGUUUAACAGUUUCUGACAGACUAUGACAGCUUCCAUGAAUGUGGGCUAUGGCUGUAAGUUAAUGCCUCUGGCACUCUCUGUUUUACAGUACCCAUUAAUACCAUGCACACAUGAAACACACACACACACACCAAAUACUCUCACCACUUUGGCGCUGUCCAUAAAUUCAAAUCACUGUACACAGUAGUGUUGUUUCAAGUAAUUUAUUACAGUUAGCUAGAUGGUCAACAGUGUCUUGUUUUUUCAUUUAGUAUAAAUCCGACUGACUGAGAGAUACACACACUUCUGGAAAGUUCUCAUAGGGAUAUUGAUCCAUCUGUCCCCUACAGCAAGACAAGAUGGGUGCCAGUGUGGUCCUUGGGGACUGAGCUGAGCCCAGGUGAUGACAGGACUGUGUGUGUGUGUGUGUGUGUGUGUGUGUGUGUGUGUGUGUGUGUGUGUGUGUGUGUGUGUGUGUGUGUGUGUGUGUGUGUGUGUGUGUGUGUGUGUGUGUGU
Molecule: messenger RNA, 4923 nt
Organism: Oncorhynchus tshawytscha (Chinook salmon)
Lineage: Eukaryota; Metazoa; Chordata; Actinopteri; Salmoniformes; Salmonidae
Gene: ccser2a
Product: coiled-coil serine-rich protein 2a
Exons: 11
Coding region: 632-3715 (1027 amino acids)
Biological process (GO): microtubule bundle formation
Cellular component (GO): microtubule cytoskeleton
Molecular function (GO): microtubule binding
Source: RefSeq, a predicted model, not a curated record